CAAAUCGUCGUCAGCUGAGGAGGACGGAGAGAUCUACUAGGAGGGAGGAGUAGCGGAACCUAGGCUUUGUGUAGUCACCUCCCUCUUUCUUCGGCAUUAAAGGCGUUUUAAUUAAUUAUUUAAAGAUGGAAGGGAGUGUGACUCUGAUCAUAAAAGCAGCCAAUCAGAGUGUCCCAGACCAACGCAUGGACUGUGAUUUGAAUUGGUCUGUGUUUUACCUCAAGGAUCAUCUAUCAAUCAUACAUCCUUCCAAACCAAAAGUGGAAGAACAACGGCUCAUCUAUUCAGGUCAAUUGCUGCUCGACAAUCUACUACUACGAAACGUCUUACGGCACCCUACUGAAAAUAACGCCUACACUAUUCACCUUGUAUGUUCACCCAAACGUAACUCUCCAUACACAUCAACAAGCUUACAAACUUCACCCUCAGUCAGUCAAAGGAGACAGUCUUCACCUGGGUCUUCACAAGUUAGUGGUCAGUCAUCACCACGUCAGGUUCCAUCAGACAUGAAUACAGAUCAAGUUGAAGAUAGAACGGUUCCUCAGCAGGAUGGUUCCCCACCUUCUCCUCCACCUGACAAUCCAGUAAAUAAUGAUUCAACAGAUGGACUUCGUCGCCGAAAUGUUGCAAGUAAUGGUGGGGAAGUUUCUGUGUCAACACCUCAAAGUAUAGAUGCCACUUCAUCAUAUCCAUCCCAACCCCAAAUACCAGUUACUGUUCUUCAAACCAGUGCAGAUCCCAUGCAGCAGAUGGCUGCAAUACAGCAGAUGUAUGCCCAUUACAUGGCAUACAUACAAUAUAUGCAGAUGGGUGGUGGUGUUGGAGGCAUUGCCUGGCCACAGCAAAUGGUUCAGCUGCCUGCUGCACCAAAUCCUGCCACAUCCACUACAACUGCAACCCCAACUCCUACCUCACCCACACCUACGGUAGACCAAGCUGAACAGCAGCAACAGCAAGAUCAAAAUGCGCCUGCAGAUCCACAGCAACAGCAACAACCACAACAGAUUAGAAUGAAUGCACAAGGUGGCGAGGUAGAUGAUGAUGAUGAUGAUGAAGGAAUGGGUCGUGAUUGGUUAGAUUGGAUCUAUGUAUUAUCACGGAUGCUGGUCCUCCUGUCUAUUGUGUACUUCUAUUCCACACUCUCCAGGUUCAUGAUAGUCAUCUGCAUUGCCAUGCUCUUAUAUCUGUAUCAAGCUGGCUGGUUUAGACCUGCACGAAGAAUAGAACAGCCACAAGCAGCCAAUGAGAAUGACAUCAACAAUAUCCAAGAUGACAGAAAUAACAACAUUAACAACAACAAUAACAACAAUGAAAUUCCAGAAGGGCAUAGAAAUCAGGAAGAAGAACCAAUCAUUGAAGUGAAUCAAGAAAAUGGUGCCAACAAUGAAGCUGUAAACAAUGAGGGUACAGAUAGGGUAGUUGAGGAAAUACCUGUGCGACCCUCCAUUUUCUCUCUUUCAUGGACAUUCCUAACGACUUUCUUCACAUCUUUGAUUCCAGAACAACCUCAAGCAAUUUAAAUAUAGUCACUCAAGCAGUGUUGAUACUUUUUCAUCAUUAGUCCAAAAUAAGCACCCUAACUGUUGUGAAUGUGUUCUCUAGUUAAUGAAGAGGAAACAUUGUAAGGUAUUGGAUUUUGAAUAUCCAGAGGCAAAGAUAUGCCUGUUGCAUUUGUUUCCAUGUGAAGAUUUAAAGGUUAAAAUUGCUUUUUGAGUGCCCAUUACACAUCAGUUGGUCAUUUAAUGCAUCAGUGUAAGGAGCCUGAAAAAAGUGUAUUUUCUUUUAUUUGGUGCAUUAUUUCUGUAACUCCGUUUUUUAACCCUUUCAUUGUAUGAUAAUCCUAAUCAUUCCGAUGUACUGUAUAUUGUAUUUUUUUAUCAUGGGGAAAUUAUGUGAAAACAAAAUAAAAAUAUUCAUUUAUCAUAUUUACACAUUUGAAGGUUCUGCUCAGCAAUUAAAUAUACAGAACUGAAUCUUAUAGUCUGUGGCACUUCAGGCAUCUGGGUGACAAUGGCAUCCUUUUGCAGUAUAACUGUUUUUAUUAUUCAUGACUAAAAUUUUCAGUUGUUUUCAUGCAAACUAUAGCACUUGUUACAUUAACUUUAAUAUAUAUAUAUAUA
Homarus americanus (American lobster) is the source of this 2120-nucleotide messenger RNA. It is a transcript of the gene Herp, whose product is annotated as homocysteine-responsive endoplasmic reticulum-resident ubiquitin-like domain member 2 protein. Gene Ontology annotation, biological process: endoplasmic reticulum unfolded protein response. The transcript has 7 exons. Lineage: Eukaryota; Metazoa; Arthropoda; Malacostraca; Decapoda; Nephropidae. The record is from RefSeq and is a predicted model, not a curated record. Bases 126 to 1520 code for a protein of 464 amino acids. Gene Ontology annotation, molecular function: protein binding.